UCGUCGCGAUUCGUGAUGUAAAAUCAUGAUCCGAGUUUUAGCGUUUCUCGUGCUCCAAUAUACGUUGUGCUUGACAAUCCGAGUACCAAUUGAGUGGAAUGAUAAUAGUGAAGUGCAAAAUGAUCAGUUAAAAAACCAAAAUGUUUUACCAGUUGAGACAUUCGCAACGAAAGAGGCGCAGCAAAAUCCUCAAAAACCAAUACCGAAAGAAUACUUCGAAUACACAGCGAAGAAACCUCAAUUCGCUGUUGAAGUUGCCAAUUUCCAUGGUGUGAAAUCUCCGGAGAAUCUAUACAAGGCCCACCCUGUUAGACCACAUACGGGUGUCAACAAACCUGAGCUUGGAAAACAUAAAAUUCUUGAUCCCAGAAAACAGAUACAUGCACCUUACCGGCAGUUCAUAAACAAUAACAAACAUCUCACACACGUGACUCCAGUUUCAACCAAAUAUAAUAUAUUCCAUCCUUACAAAGCGGAAGAGCCGGCGUUAAAAAUAAUAUACCAAGAUCCUUUUCUAGCAAAAGUACAGAAUGACGUUAAGACAACUAAAAACCGAUUGCAGUUAUACGAAAAUAGUGCUGGCGAAUCUGAUAUCAAAAAAAGUGAAUAUUUAGAAAGCCCAAAUGAAACAGAUCGCAAAAAAAGUCCUCCUCAAAAUCAACCAACCCAGUUUGAAAUGCACAAGCCACAACGGCGCCCUAUAUACUAUAUGCCUCCAAUAUCAAACAACAAUCGAGAUAAUGUCUUGAAUCAUAAAAUAAGACAUCCAUGGGGACAGAGUUAUGGAAAAGUUACUCCGAACCACUAUCGUCCAAUAAAAAACCAUUUACACAAUCUUAGGCAACAACACGCCUUAAAAUACGAUGAUGAACAAAACGAGUAUCCUCAAGUACAACCUGCCGAAAUUCACGAAGAAAAGCCUGAUGGAUAUGAUAUAUACGAAAAAGGCAAGGCAAAAUUUUCUCAGUUAAGAAAUAAUGUCGAUGAAUCCAUUAACAAAGCGGUUAAAGAAAAUCGUCCUAGUAGUCAUCAAGCCUUAGAAUUACAAAACACCAGUAAUGAAAAUGAAAAUGUCGACGAUGAAGUAGAGUUUUCUCCCGUUAAGAAUUAUGCCCAAGUAAGAAAAAUAGAAACAGUUAAGCAUGUUCCUCGAGACGCAGCAUUUCAUGACGCUGAAACAUAUGAAGAUAUAUUAAACGCACCUCGCCUGAGAGAAGCAGUAAAAAGCUCUAAAGCUCAUACUAUUUAUUCAGAAGAGGGUUAUGAAGAUGCUGCAUAUGAUCAUGCUGGAGAACAAAAACAUGCAACUGAUCACGAAGGUCAUGGAGGUUAUCUUAAAGAAAAGGAGUCAAGUGAAGGAAAAUAUAAAAUACCAAGCUAUAGCGGAAAAUACGAAGAUGGUAAAGGGACUUCAUACGGAGAUAGUACUAUUCAUGGCGAAAAGUGGAAGAAUGAUGACAAAGAAAAAGAGGAAUUAAAGGAGGAAGACGAUCAUUCUGAGAAUAAUAGUGAUUAUUUUAUUGAAAAUGAUAACCGCAGCCAACAUGAAGAUAAAGAAAACUCCGGCGAAGGUGACUCACAACAUGGCUUAAGUAAGAGGGAAACAAAUUUUGAGGUACCCGAAAUUAAUUUAAGUACAACUUUCCCAAGUGACGAUGAACAGCGCAAAAAUUCUCAAAAUAAAACUCAAGCCGAUAAAUCGGAUCAUAAACUAUCUAAGUACCCCUAUUACCAUCAAAAUACGGAAGCAAUUAAUAAGCAUUCGCCUUUAAGAUAUGCUGAAAAUCUGAAGAAUAUUCCAAAAAAGACGAAAGGGGGAACUGAAUUUUAUGACUCUCGAAAGCAAUAUGAAUGUCCUGAAGUAGACGAUAAUGUUGAUCCAAUCCCAGAAAAAUUGAAAAAAGGUGGUCAUCCUGACGACAACAACGAAGAUGAUGACCAAAGCAUAAAAGAAACCGGUAAAAAACAACGUUUGAAAGGUCUUGGUGACAAAAUCGAUUGUUUUAAAGUUAAAUAUUUCGGAGAAAAUCCUUUAGAUAGUCCAUUUUUCGAGGAAGACCUUAUUUCAGACCCAGAACCAAUUAGGGCGCCAAUUUCGAAUAUUUUUAAAUUCCUCAAUGAACGAAACAAUCCCAUAACACUUGAGACUCAAACUAGCAGUAUCGUUGAUCAAGAUAAAAUGAAAAAUAGUGAAAUAAAAGCUAACGACACAUUAGCCCAAAAACUGUUACUUGACAUUUUGAUAUCCGAGGGGAUGAAAAUUAAUGACGAAAACAGUAAUGAUCAAAAUGAAAAGAAAAAAGAAAUCUCAGCAAGAAGGAAACGAGCAACUCCUUUUAUUUACGAACCGUACAAAAUAAUAAGAGAUAGUCAAAUUCAAGAUUCGAAGAAAACAACUACAUCAAGUAAUAUAAGUCCGUUAAUUAAGCAAUUGCAGUCAAGCAGAGUUGUGGAUAGAGUCACAACAAACUUAAGUAAAGAUCAACCAGUUAAAAGAAAUACGGGAAGUAUUACUUACAAAAAUAUAAGCAAAAAAGAUAGAGAAAAAACACAUAGAACACCUGAAAAGGAAACAUCAAAUUCUACAUUUGUAGAUGUAAAUGAAGGUCUGCGCCAGGGUGAACCACGAUUUGAACAAAGACCAUUAAAUCACAAGCCUCAGUAUACACCUAUAGAAAUAAAAAAAUCCAUUACUCCUGAAGCUUAUAAAAUUCAUACCAACGACAGUAAUGAAAACGACAAGUCUAAAAGUCAAGUAAUACGUGCCGAAAGAGCGCAUAAGAACGAGAACGCAAAUGGAAAUAGGGAGUUCUUCGAUGUUUCCAAAUACUUGCCAGAAUCGUUGGAAUUACAAAGACCAGAAUCAUCAAACAAAGUCAAAAAAAUUAAGGAGUAUCCUGAGCGUAAACCAGAUGUAUUAGAAGAGGAUGAAUCUGAAUCACAGGAAAGUGACGAGUAUGAUGAAUAUGAUGAUGAGGAAGAAGAGAUUGUUCUUACAACCUCAACAACAACUACAUCAAAACCAACGAUUAGAAAGAGAAUUAGAAUUCAUACAACGUCAAGCACGCCUCGGAAUGAAGAAAAAGUUGAUCACCAGGUACCUAAGUUGCAAUUAAUUACUAGAUUCCGUAAUCCCACGGAUGAAGUAAUUCAUCAAGAUAAAGUCUCAAUUCCAGUCAAUGAGAAAUUGAAGGAAAAGUCGAAGACAACAAAUGAUGACACUGUUAUUCCUAAAUACAGAGAAAAGAAAAGAAAAAGUGCUAAGAGUACUUUUGUAACAGAUACACAACGAUAUGACGAGGGUAACGAUGAUAUGAGAAAAGACGACAUCGAUGAAUUAAUUGGUAUAAAACAUGAUAUGGAAGAAUACAUGCCUAAUUAUGAGAAAGAAGAGACAAAACGGAAACUUAAUAGCAAAACAAAUUAUGAUAGCGACUUUGAAAUUGAUGGCAGAAAUGACGAUGAAGAAGAGGAUGAUAGUGAAGAGGACGAUGAAAAUGACGAAGAGGGUGACAAAACUGAUGAGGAUGAUAUCUCUGAUACAUCUAAUACCGAGGAUAGUGAUGAAAGUGUCGAAGAUAUCAAAGUUACUACUCCUGAACCAACUAAACAAACGCUUCCUCAAACAACGGUAGCACCUGAAAGCACAACAUCGGUUCGAAGAUUAAAAAUAGAUCUAAAACCAGUGAUAUCUAAGAAAAAAAUUGAAAUACAUAAGGAUCUCCCAAAUAAUAACAACUUAACUCAAUUCAAGCAAGAUAUUAAAGAAACAGAGAUAAUUAAAGAAAUACCUAGGAAAACAUCAGAAAAAAAUGCUGAAAUUCUAGAAUUAUAUAAAGAUGAAAAUUUAGCACGAGAAGUUAACAAAAUAUUUGAUGUUGAAAUUUUUGACGAUGAUGUUGAUCUCAAGAACGGACCUAGACAUGGAGGCAAUUACAGAAGUAUAGAAUCUAUAGAAUCUGAAAAUACACCUACUGCAACGACUGAAGAAAAAAGUAAUAAAGAACCUUCAAAUAUUACUACUAAGGUUUCUCCUUCAUCGGAAAAUGAAACAAUAAAACAAACCAAACGUAAGCAAGAGAGGAGAAGACAACACGACAACGUAAGAACGAGAAGUACCACUCAAAGAACAAGAAGAAGUCGUGGCCCAAAUCCAAGAUUAAGGGACCUUAAUAAUGCUUCAAAUAAUUUAUCUGGUACUAAAACGCACGGCGGUAAUUUAAAAAUUAAUCAAAGUCAAAAUAGAGACAACCAAAAUAAGAAGAGCGAGAAACUUAUAGAAUUAAAUGAAGAUCAUGAUGAAAAUGAAGGUGGCAAUGGAAAUAUGCAUGGCGGGAAUUUUAAAUCCUAUGGUAGCUCUAGAAGUAGCGGCAGAGAUUUGCAUGGAGGUAAUUACAGGAGUGCAAGAAUCACUCAAGCUAAUGAACAUAACAGACAACCUUCGCGUCGAAGAAAGGAAAACAAAGAGGAUAGUUCCAAACACAUGAGAACAAAUUCUAUCGCAGUACUGGACACAUUUGCACGCGUUAUUCCAACAUUAACCACCUCUGCGCCUUAUAUUUUAGACCCUAGCAAGAGAAUGUAUUAUUAUGUCGAUUCGUAAAGAAUCAAUAUGUUAGUAGAAUUUAGUAUAAAUUUAUGCUAGGAUCCAAAAUUAGCAGUGCCACUUAUAGUCUUCUAUUUUCUAACGUUUUUUAAAGUGUUAAAAAUUGGGUUACGAUUUCAUGGUAUAAAAUUGUACCUUGUUAAUUUAAAUUGUAAGGUCACUACGAUAAACUAUCUGUGAUAAAUACAAAAUUGUUACCUUUUCUA
Messenger RNA from Papilio polytes (common Mormon), 4812 nucleotides. Its product is annotated as MATH and LRR domain-containing protein PFE0570w-like. The transcript has a single exon. The coding region runs from base 26 to 4603 and encodes 1525 amino acids. Lineage: Eukaryota; Metazoa; Arthropoda; Insecta; Lepidoptera; Papilionidae. The record is from RefSeq and is a predicted model, not a curated record.